UGGAAGGAAGUGAAACUCACGCAGACUUCCGGCAGUCUAGAAGGUUUAUAUAAAAUACCUUCUUUGUCUAACGAUGAGCAUAUCUGGGGUAUUCCAAGAGCAUCUCGACAUCCUGACACUGUUGUGUGCCUUCGUGAUGAAUCGCUUACACAAACUCCUCUUUAUUGUGCUGGCAUGUUCAGCGCAACAAGCACUUGGAGGUACAAUUAUUAACGGGAGAGAGGUCCCGCCAAAUUCAUUGCCGUACAUGGCUUCUGUGCAACACCAUGGGGAACAUAUCUGUGGCGGAUUUCUAAUUAGAAAGGACAUUGUACUUACUGCUGCCCACUGUGACAAAAAGGAGUUGACAGUUGUUCUGGGAACGAAUGAUCUACGCAAGGUCAAGAAAACAAUGAGAUACCACGUUAAAAAAUGCAAACACGCAGACUUUGACAACUCUUCCUUAGCAAAUGACAUAAUGACGCUCAAACUGUCAAGUCCAUCACAAAUAGAACCAAUUCAACUUCCAAAUGGCAAAAUGAAGAUCAAAAAUAACACCCCAUGCCUUGUAGCCGGAUGGGGUUCUAUCAUGAGUGGGGGCCCUGGAGUUGAGAAACUUAGAGAGGUCGAUGUGGCUACUAUUGACCGGAGGAUUUGUAAGCAGAGAUGGACAACUCUCCCAGCCAAAACUAUCUGUGCAGGUGGAUACCCAACGAAUAAAGGUUUUUGCCAGGGGGAUUCCGGUGGACCUCUUGUAUGCAAUACGAUGGCUGUUGGAAUAGUAUCAUAUACCGGCGAUACCUGUGACUACCCACAUCUACCGAAUGUCUACACUGACAUAACAAAGUUCCUGCCAUGGAUUAAUGACCCCAAAGCAAAGUGCAAGAUUGCUUAG
Messenger RNA from Gadus chalcogrammus (walleye pollock), 874 nucleotides. RefSeq names its product duodenase-1-like. The record is from RefSeq and is a predicted model, not a curated record. Gene Ontology annotation, biological process: proteolysis. Lineage: Eukaryota; Metazoa; Chordata; Actinopteri; Gadiformes; Gadidae. The transcript has 5 exons. Bases 74 to 874 code for a protein of 266 amino acids. Gene Ontology annotation, molecular function: serine-type endopeptidase activity.